AGUAACUUCCCAAUUUGACCUUUGUUCCAAGUCAACGGAUAAAUGAUAAUAAAUAUAGAUAUAAGGGAUCUCAAAAACUCAAAUCUUCCACUCUGUUAUUUGAGCCUAAUCUAGUGACAAAGUGAGUGCCUAUUGGAUUUGAAAAUAGUCCAUUCCAAAAAUGGCUCCAGAACCAUUUAACCUUGACCUCUCACCCCUGAGUGAAGAAGGCAAAAAAAUUGCAGCUGAGGAGCUCAGAGAAACCCCAGAAGUAGUAGCAGCAGCACUAAAGGAGUUGAGGGAGUUAUUGGCCAAUGACAACACCAUUUCCUUCGACACUGAUGAUGCCACCUUGCUGAUCUUCCUGAGGCCAUGUAAAUUCUAUGCUAAAAGCGCCCAUGAAUUGAUGAAAAGAGUCGCUGACUUCAGAGAAAAGUACAAGGCUUCUUUGGAAAACCUCAUGCCUGAUGACGAGAAGGAUGCUUUCAUGAAUCACAAUGUAGUCAACGUAUUAAAAGAUUUGGAUCACAAGGGAAGAAGGGUCAUGAUUGUCAACUGUGGAUCUACCUGGAACACAUCCAAAGUCACUUCUGACCAACUCUUCAGAAUUUUCUACUUGAUCCACAUCGCAGCCACCCUUGAACAAGAGGCACAAGUAAGAGGUUGCGUAGUCAUCAUGGACUUCGAUGGUCUAGGAAUGAAACAAGUAGCUGCCUUAAAUCCAGUAUUUAGUAUGAAAUUGCUUGGAUUCAUCCAAGACGCCAUGCCAAUGAGAUUGAAGGAAGUCCACAUGGUAAAACAACCCUUCAUCUUCAGGGUAGUCUGGAAAAUCUUCAGCCCCUUCAUCAGGGAAAAAUUGAAGAACAGAAUCUUCUUCCAUGGCAGUGACAUGAAGAGUCUUCAGAAACAUAUCCCUGCAUCUCAUCUGCCUGAAGAUUACAAGGGUGACUUGCCAAAAAUCAAUUACAGCGGCAAAGAUUGGUUCCCCUGCAUUGAAAGUCAUAGAGAGUAUUACAAGAAAUGGAACACAUGGGGCCUCAAAAAGAAGAACUAGAUUCUGAUCUCCAAGUAACAUGUAAAGAUAAAGACUGUUAUCAGAAUAAUAUCGGAGAACUUUGAAGAAAAUUAGUAUUGUUUUUCAGAGACGUUGAACUUGUCAUUUAAGUAUAUAUUUAUUGUUGAGUGAAUAAAGAAGAACUGUU
Molecule: messenger RNA, 1181 nt
Organism: Harmonia axyridis
Lineage: Eukaryota; Metazoa; Arthropoda; Insecta; Coleoptera; Coccinellidae
Product: retinaldehyde-binding protein 1
Exons: 5
Coding region: 161-1033 (290 amino acids)
Cellular component (GO): membrane
Molecular function (GO): phosphatidylinositol bisphosphate binding
Source: RefSeq, a predicted model, not a curated record